AUGACUGUGGAGGAACAGAUGGAAAGAAUAAAGAGACACCAACAAGCUUGCCUGAGAGAGAAGAGAAAAGGACUCAAUAUUAUUGGCAUUUCAGAGCCGUCUCCUUCACAGAGUCUGUCAUUUGUCAGAGAUAAUCCAUUCAAAUUGGCACAGAAUCGAAAAAAGGAUGAUACUGUAUCUAGUAACAUGAAGGAAUUAGAAAGCACCAGUAAAGAAAAUAAUUUGAAACAAAAUAAUGAAAGCCCUGGUGAAGAAAUAGCGCAACUAAAACAUGAUGGAGAACACGAACAUAAUUCAGGUUUUACUAAAGAGCUGACAAAAACUGAUGAUCUUUUAUCAGAUGCACAUGUUGUAUCUGACUCAAAAGAAGUGAGUAAUGAAGAGAAAGCAGAAAAGGAAAAGAAAAAUAAAUUGGAAGAAACACAUGAUGGUGAUAUAAGCUUGCAGAGUGUGACCACAGUUACAAACCACAAACCAAAAACCAGCUCAGAAGAAAGUGAAGUAGUUAGUGCUCAAGAACAAGAAGGGAUUAUGUCUUCAUUUGAAGUAGCAGCAGAGUCUUCAAAAGGAAAUCAGGCAACAGCAGUGAAAAGUUUGCCUUCUUCACCAGAAUCGUCAUUGUCACCAGCUCCAUCUACACAGACACAGCUCACAGAAGGAUCACAUUUCAUCACUAAUGGCUUCUGUUGAAACAAUUCAUGCCUGAGAUGUAUGGAUCUGACCUAUGAAAAUAUGAGAAGAUAUUGUACAGUAUAUUUUAAAUCUAUGAAAUUCAUAGUUCUGAUGCUUUUGGCCACAGAGCAUCAUUUUAUCGCUUCCUGGAAAAUGUUUAUUCCGAGAGAGCUUUAAAUGGCCCACAUGUACACUCAACAACCUUCAGAUUGUUCUCCUGAUACCAGCUUGCUGCUAUGAUUUCUGUGCACAUAAAAUAAAGGCUCUUUUUUAAUGUGCAGCCUA
Balearica regulorum gibbericeps (East African grey crowned-crane) is the source of this 957-nucleotide messenger RNA. NCBI's taxonomy places the organism in Eukaryota, Metazoa, Chordata, Aves, Gruiformes, Gruidae. The record is from RefSeq and is a predicted model, not a curated record.